AACUCUCUCUGUUCACUUUGACAGAUUUCUAGCAGGCCCUGAUGGAGAUUAUUCUAUGACUCUAUGUAUCCUGUGGAAUAUCCUGUAAAAAAUAAGAGCACAUAUUCAUGUAUUUAUGUCUUGUUUAGCAUUUUCAGUAAAAGUGCCACGUAGCUGCUGGUAUGAAAAUAUUGCGCUUAUUCUUACAACAGUCAUUACAGUCAUUUCCUACACAGCGAAAAGGAAAUUGCUUGUUUCAGGAAACAGACAGAGUGAAGUGUCUUUUGCAGAUUAAAACACACCAUCAUGUCAGAGGAUCAAAAUGAACGACCAACCAUGGACAUGGACACUGCUUUUCUCAAAUCCAAGAGGGGAAUCCUGAAAGUAGCAGAGAUGGUGACUUUGCUUGUAGCAUUUGUGUGUUUCGCUGCAGCAUCCACACCAAAGUACAUUGCAGCCACAAUGUUGGAGUUUCUGAUCACUUUACUUCUGGUGUUGCUGUACGUGCUCAAACUCAACAAGAAGCUGACUUUCUUCUUUUGGCCUCUCAUUGAUGUUUUUAACUCAAUGUUUGCAGUGGUCUACUUUAUUACCUUAAGCCUAAUGGCUCUGACUACAUACACCGUCACAGGCACACUGGUUGGAGGGAUAGUUGGUUUAAUGUCAGCUGGGCUGCUGUGUGUGGACAGCUACAUGCUUUUCAAGAACAUCACAUUCAACAAGCGAAGAAGUGAACCCAGAAUCAAGACAACGAAUGAAUCAAUCAGUUAGAGUAAAUGUAUACAGUGUACUAUUGUAUGUGAGCAUUAACAAGUUCAAAUCCCCUACCACUGAUUAGGCUACUUUCCCAUGAGCUCUGAAGUCUGAAUAACGGAACUUAUUGUAAGGCUGUAUUGUACAAUGUGUUUUAAAAAAACAUAUCUACCACUUCAAAGUUUGUACCAGUUUUCGGUAUAUUUAAGAUUCCAGCUGUAAAUCAAACUGAUGCUGCUGCAUUUCUGAAAGAUAAUUUACAGAUGUUGAUAUUUAUGGAAACAACAAAUAUCAAUAAAGAUUGCUCUUUGCCUUGUGA
Siniperca chuatsi (mandarin fish) is the source of this 1051-nucleotide messenger RNA. Its product is annotated as proteolipid protein 2. Gene Ontology annotation, cellular component: membrane. The coding region runs from base 286 to 750 and encodes 154 amino acids. Lineage: Eukaryota; Metazoa; Chordata; Actinopteri; Centrarchiformes; Sinipercidae. The record is from RefSeq and is a predicted model, not a curated record. The transcript is spliced from 4 exons.